Molecule: messenger RNA, 1740 nt
Organism: Misgurnus anguillicaudatus (oriental weatherfish)
Lineage: Eukaryota; Metazoa; Chordata; Actinopteri; Cypriniformes; Cobitidae
Product: SLAM family member 6
Source: RefSeq, a predicted model, not a curated record
UUAUCAAAGCGAGAGCGUGCAGAACGGGGCGUGUCUACGCUUGGGGCGGAGCCAUGGUAUCGCCCCACCCUAACCUCGCGUCAUUGGUACCUGGCAGGAAUCCACUUCAAACUUCGUCCAAACUAGUCCACGCUUUUCAUUGCGUUAGCCUGAAUGUUUGACGCUCAUUGUUGGUCCUCUCACUGCCAUGAGAAUGAAGAUCAAAAGAAAAAUGAACGUCAACAGAGUUUUUUAUCUGUACUUCUCAGUUAUGAUCGGUGUGUUUGGUGCAGAGACAGAUACCAUCGAGACAGUGUCAGUGAACGUGGGAGAGUCGGUCACCCUACACACUGAUAUUAGAGCAAUAAAAAAAAAUGAUCACAUAAUGUGGUUGUUUGGAUCUGACAGUCCAGGCACUCGUAUUGCUGAAAUCAUUAAGUGGUCGUAUAUGUUUUCGAUAUAUGUGUGUCACAAAGAGCAAUUCGGAGACCAGCUGCGACUCGACCAUCAGACUGGAUCUCUGACCAUUGAGAACAUCAGUGCAGAACACUCUGGACUUUAUAAAUCAGUCAUCAUCAACAACCAAAAGAAAUUAAAUAAAAUGUUCAAUGUUAAAGUCUAUGCCCCUCUUCCCGUUCCAGUCAUUACCAGGGACUCUUCACUCAACUCUACAACAUCAGAGAGAUUUUCAAGGUCAAAAUGUCUAUUGAUGUGUUCUGUGAGAAAUGCAUCAUGGGUGACUCUUUCUUUUUAUAAAGAAAAUGAUUUGCUCUCCAACAUCAGUGGCUCUGGUCUCAGCAGCUUUCUCUCUCUUCCUCUGGAGGUGGACUAUUACGAUCAAAACACUUACAGCUGUGUUGCUAGCAAUUUUAUCAGCAACCGGACUGCACGAGUGAACAUUACAGAUCUCUGUCAGCCAUAUUCAGAAAUCUCUUUGCUGUACUGUUUGGUGCUUCUAUUGUUGAUUCCUUUAGCUGUCACAGUGAUAGUUUGGAUAUUGUGUGUCCGCAGGAAACGUCGAAAAGCAGAAAAACAGGCUGAUGAAAAUUGCUAAAACUUAAGAACAAUGGGACAAAAAACAAUGUGUUUAAAGCCUGCACAAAGUGUACUGUUCAACACAGGAAGAAUGUAAAGUAUUUGCACACAUGCACACAAUCACUCUGGUUUGUGCAACAUUUUAAGUAUUUUAUUAAGAGCGUUUUGAAAAAUAUUAACUACUCUGUAUAGUUUCUGCUAGUCUGUGUUUGUGUCACCAUCACUUAAAAUGUCCAUCCAGACAUGAUGGUGCAGAUGUAAUGCAGGAUGCUUUUCAAAACCUUCAUGUUUUGGUUAAUGUAUGUUCUCACAAUAAUGUUAACCAGUGUGAUUUGUAAAAAUGUGUGAUCAUUGAACUUUUAAUUGUGUUUUAAUUCUUAUUUAAACACAGACCUGUAUAAGGUGACCUUUUAUUUCUGUAGAUUUAUUUUAUUAAGAUUAUUUCAGCUGCAGCACAUUCUGCCAUGUUGUUUAUUUUAAGUAAAAUCUAAUAAUAUUUAUUUGCCGUUUUAUUAUUGUCAGCAGCUUAGUGUACAUUGUUAUGGUAGGCUUAAAUAUGUUUUAAAUACAUUUAUGUUUUUAAUGUUUUUAUUUAAUUAAUGAAAUUAUGUUUGUUGUAACUGUUGUGAUGAAAAUGUUGACAGCAUGAUUUCAGGCUAUAACACCAUAACCUUAUGCUCAGGUGUUUCAUUUUUUUACAUUUCUGUUUUUUAUUAUUUUAUAAAU